CUCGUCAAUUUAUCCCUAAUAAAGGAGCUUCAGCCACACAACGAAGAAGAUCCAAAUAUAUUAUUCUGAAAUCUCCAUUACAAGUCCUUGGAUACGUACGUGUUUAUAUACAUAUAUAUACACACACACUUAUAUGCUCUCGUUUAUAAUUAUCACUAAUCUCUUCGGAUCAAUUGGCUCUUUGAGAGGGUAAAACUGUAAAAAGAGACAUGCCCAUCAGCCGUAGGCUUCUGGCGGUGGCCGGAGUUCCGGUGGCCGUCGCCAUCUUCGUCGUAAUCGCCGCGCCGUACAUUAUAGCUCCGCCGCGGAUUGAGGGCGCGAAGGACGUUCUUCACAGGGCGAAGCCAAUCCCUGUGCCCGGAGAGGGACCGGAGAGCCUCGACUGGGACCCACAAGGCGAAGGUCCCUACGUCGGCGUCGCCGACGGCCGAAUCCUCAAGUGGCGCGGCGAAGUUCUCGGUUGGUCCGAAUUCGCCGUCACGUCUCCGAACAGAGAGAAUUGUUCGAAGCACGUGCCAGAGCUUGAGCAUAUAUGUGGGCGGCCAUUAGGGGUUCACUUCGAGAAGAAAUCGGGAGAUCUCUACAUCUGCGACUGCUACUUUGGCGUAAUGAAGGUCGGUCCCGGUGGAGGAUUGGCCGAGAAAGUCGUCGACGAGGCCGCAGGUCGUAAGGUCACUUUCACUAAUCACAUGGAUAUCGACGAGGAAGAAGAUGCCAUUUACUUCACUGAUAGCAGCGAUAAGUACCAAAUCAGAACCGUAUUCAACGCGUUUAUGAGUGGAGAGAAGACGGGAAGAGUGAUCAGAUACGACAAGAAGACGAAAGAGGCCAAGGUUAUAAUGGAAAACCUUCACUUCCCAAACGGUCUCGCCCUGAGCAAAGACGGCUCGUUCGUGGUCGUGUGCGAGCCACCCUCCCUCCUCGUCCACCGCUACUGGCUCAAGGGUCCAAAGGCCGGCUCACGCGACGUCUUCGCCAAGCUUCCUGGUUAUUCCGACAACAUCAGGAGAACUGCCGAUGGAGAUUUCUGGGUGGCAAUUCACUCGAAGAAAGGAGUGUUCCCACAGUUUGCGCUAAUUCAUCCAUGGAUAGGGAAGUUCCUGAUGAAGACGAUGAAGAUGGAGCUGAUGGUUUACCUCUUCGAAGGCGGGAAACCUCAUGCAGUGGCCGUGAAGCUGAGCGAGAAGGGGGAGAUAAUGGAGAUACUUGAGGAUAGUCAAGGGAAGACGAUGACGUUCGUAAGCGAGGUUCAAGAGAGAGACGGGAAGCUCUGGUUCGGUUCUGUCUUCAUGCCUUUUGUCUGGGUUUAUGACCUUAACUGAUUAUUUUGUCUUUUAUAGUGUUUGUGUAACUUGUUUGGUUCUCAGACCGUCGUCCUAAAUAAUAACUUUCAACCGUUUUCUUUAUAUUAAUUGAUUGUUAAAGCUUUCCUUAA
This is a messenger RNA of Tarenaya hassleriana, 1435 nucleotides long. RefSeq names its product protein STRICTOSIDINE SYNTHASE-LIKE 1-like. The record is from RefSeq and is a predicted model, not a curated record. The coding region runs from base 210 to 1322 and encodes 370 amino acids. The transcript is spliced from 3 exons. NCBI's taxonomy places the organism in Eukaryota, Viridiplantae, Streptophyta, Magnoliopsida, Brassicales, Cleomaceae. Gene Ontology annotation, molecular function: strictosidine synthase activity. Gene Ontology annotation, biological process: biosynthetic process.